Molecule: messenger RNA, 4209 nt
Organism: Amphibalanus amphitrite
Lineage: Eukaryota; Metazoa; Arthropoda; Thecostraca; Balanomorpha; Balanidae
Product: nicastrin-like
Exons: 14
Coding region: 207-2345 (712 amino acids)
Biological process (GO): protein processing; Notch receptor processing
Cellular component (GO): membrane
Source: RefSeq, a predicted model, not a curated record
GUGCUCUGCAGCUCAGUUUUGGAUUUGUUAACCUCUGAGUUAUGACUUAAGUCAUAAUUGUAAUAAAAGAUAUAUUCUUAUCUAAAUGGAAGCUUCACUGGUCCUUUGUCCAGGUGAUCAAUUAGAUCUUUUUUAUAGCCUAACUGUUGUUGAACCUCCAGUGCCAGCGAUUGUGUCCCAGGAAACCUUAUUGAAGAUUGGUUGCUAUGUGGCUGAUAUGGAUGACAACAAUUCUUCUACUGUCAAGUGAAGCAACAGCCAACCGAAUCUGGGAGUCCAUUUACCAGGAUCUGGAUGCAACGUACAGCUGCUUCAAGAUUUUGAAUGGAACACAUGAAUUUGGCUGCAGAGCCGACUUCACCGGCAACGUGGGCCUACUGCGAGUGGUGAACUCGAGUGCCGACCUGACGCGGCUGACGACCUCUGGCGAGCGGCAGUCGGUGGUGGCCGUGGUGCCGCGCCAAUGGUUCACCGUGGACACACUGCAGCGACUGGAGAGGAUGACGGCCGACCCCGAUCAGGGUGACGUGAAGGGCGUGAUUCUGAUGCUACCCGACGAGGACUGGGGCCCGGACGAGGCCUUUCAGUACUCUGAGGAUGACAGCUGCCCGAACCGCUGGUCCAGUUUUUACCGGUCCGACCCCGCUUCGGCCGAGUUCCGUUAUUGUCCGAAGACGCCUUGGAACCCGGCCGGCACCGGCAUGUUCAAACGUAGCUGGAGCUUCCCCAUCAUCCUGCUGAAGAACCAGACGCAGAUCGAUGACCUUGUGAACUGCCACCAUCAGUACAACUCGGCCGGCGCGGAGGGGCCGUGGCCGCGCUGCGCCGCCCAGAUGAAGACCUUCAUGUCAGCUGCCGGUAACUCCGAGAUCUGCUGGCGACGCUCGCAGAGACAGAACCUGCUGGCCACACAGACAGGCGCGUUCUGCUCGCCUAUGGGCUCCACCAACCUGUUCAGCACUUGGCUGCCGCCGGCUGCGGCACCGGCGCCGGCUGCUGAGACGGUGCUGGUAGCGGCGCGUACGGAUGGGGCCACCAUGUUCGACCGGCUGGCGCCCGGCGCUGACUCAGCCGUGGUGGGAAUGGUCGCCCUGAUGGCGGCCGCACGAGCCAUGGCCGACCUCGCCCCGCCUCAGAAUACCAACACCAACGUCAUGUUCAUGCUCUUCAGCGGGGAGAGUUUCGACUACAUCGGCUCGGACCGAAUGGUGUACGACAUGUCGCUGGGCAAGUUCCCGCCGCAGGCCGUGGUCCCUGACGAUGAGAAGGCUGGCUCGAAGCGACGUCCAUCGCCAAUGCGACUAUCGAACGUCAGCUACUACCUGGAGCUGAACCAGUUAGCGCGAGGGACUCCGCUCUUUCUACACUCGGAUCCUGUUACUCGCCGCAAGAACCCGCAGGUGGACAGCAAGGUCCGAGAGCUGAUGGACGGUCUGCGUACCUACGCCGACCCGGGCCGGUACAACGUGCCGCUGGCAGAGCCGGCGCCGGGCACACCGCUGCCGCCCUCCUCUCUGCACGCGCUGCUGAGGGGAAACGACACCGUGCCGGGUCUGGUGGUGACCGACCACAACCAGAGCUACACUAACAGUUUCUUCCACAGCGUGUACGACGUACGCUCGACAGUGUCGACCGGUGGCGACUUGACGGAGCUGGCCGACCGGCUGUCCCGGCUGGCCCAGGUGGUGGCGAGCGCUGCCUACGGCCUGGCCACCGGGCAGACGGCGCCCGACGUCACUGUGGAUAAAAAAUGGGUGGCCGACCUGCUGGAGUGUUACCUGGUGCGUGCCAACUGCUCCCUCUUCAGAGACGCCAUGGAUUCGGAGAUGAGCGACAAAACCCUCACCAGGCUCUGGCAGAAGAACAGGCCGCUGCCCACCUAUGUGUCGGUGGCAGGCCAGGCGACGAUGCACUCGUACCUGAUGCGGCUGACCCACAACGUGCUGUCGCGCUGGACGGGCGAGACGCUGGCGAACGUGACAAACGCUGACAAGUGCCGUAACGACACGGAUCGGAUCUACUCACACCGCUGGCUGAUCAGACAGCUGGAAAACGGCACACUGAGCGGAUACUGCACGCGGUCUCUGGUGGAGCUCUCCAGCGCCGUCAGUCCUGCCUUCGAGAUGGAUGACUACGACUGGUCGUCCGGCGACCACCCGACCUGGGCCGAGUCGCAGUGGAUCGGCUUCGAGCUGCGCAUCUUCCUGAUGCCGUCUCUGGGCCACGAGCUGCUGCACCUGCUGCUGGGUCUGACGGUGACACUGCUAGCCAUCGGUCUGGUGCUGCUGGCAGAGCGGCGCGGCCACCUGCUGUUCGAGUCGCCCAGGUACGAGAUACAGAGCUAGGAACGCGACGCAAACCAGGUACUGUUGGCAGAUUACGACCGCUGCGCUCGGCCGGCGCGGGUGGCCAGUACGGCUCUCUGACAGAGCCCGUCGCCACGUGAACGGGCCUCCGCCACGUGCGCCGCACGGGACACGCGGCCACGUGGCGCCGCCGGCGGGUGCGGUGCGGUCGGCGCUGGCGGGCGGAACUCUAGGGACUCGAGCGGCCGUGGUGCGCCGGUCUCGGCGUCUGUCCGUCGGCCCGGGAGCUGGCCCAGCUGUGCCGAGUACCUGGUUUGCGGUGAGCGGGUGCGACUGUGUGCGGUGGCGGCGUGGGUGAGUUGCGACCGCGAGCCGUCUAUGGCCGCGAGCCGCGAGCCGCCUGUGUGUGCGGUUAGCCGUCUGUGUGCGUGCUUAGGGAGAGCCCCAGCGGUCGCCGCCAGCCCACCUGUGAUAUCGAGUCAUUGGCGCGGGUGCUGGAGAUCCACCCCGUGGAUGAGUGAGAUAGUCAUUCGAGCGCGACUCCAGGGCAGGGAAAUCCAUGUCAGACGAGCCACUCGGCGACUGUGGGCGUGGACCGCGGGCUGUGGGGCAGACAUGGAGUGUGGACUGUGGAAACAGACCACUAAGGGCAUACCUCUGACUGUUGACGUAAAUUACUACAGACGGUGGGUUAGAUUGCGAACCGAGGGGGAGAGGGCAGACCAUGGACUGUGGGGUAGACCAUGGGCUAUAAGCGUAUGCCACUGACUGUGGGGACUGACAAUUAUUAAGAGCAAACCUCUGACUGUGGACGCAAACUACGGACUGUUGACGUAGGGUACGGGCGGUGGGGGUAGGUCACGGGCUGUGGGACUGGGGAAUGUGGGGAUAGACCACGAACUUUGGAGGCAGACCACUGGCUCUGGGGACAGACCGUGAACUAUAGGCUCGAAUUACGAACUGUGGGAGUCAUGGGCCACUGACUGAAAGCGACAGACCAGGGGUGGCCACAGACCACGAGCUGCGGGAUAGACUACGGACUGUGGGGCAGACCUAGGACUUUGCCGAGCAGCCGGACUGUACGCAGACCACGGACUGUAGGGGUAGACCACGUACUGUGGACGUACACCACGUACUGUGGACGUACGCCACGUGCUGUGGACGUACACCACGUGCUGUGGACGUACACCACGUGCUGUGAGGACAGACCAUGAGCUAUGGUCUGUCCUCACAGCUGUGGAUGCAAACUACGGACUGUAGGGCAAAUCACGAAAUGGAGACAGACCAAGGGCUGUGGAGACAGGAUACUGACUGUGGGGGUAGACCACGAAUUGGGGGAGAUCACAGGCUGUUCGCGCAGAACACGGACUGUGGAGGCAAACAAAAGACUGGGACAGACCACGGGUUAUGGACGAACACCACGGACUAUUGACGAAGAGCACGGGCUGUGUUCUGCUCACACAGACCGACCAGACGCCUUGAUGUCCGCGAUGUUGCGGAAUGUACAACUAAUCGAUACCAAUGCGUACCACUAGUGUACUUCUGAUGCAGACAUUCCGAUCCACGUAUUAAUGAAUGUGUACCCUCACCAAUCACUGUUCAUAUGUUUUUUGUUGCUGUCGUCCAAGUUAAUCACAUAUGUUCAACGGGCGCUACGAUCGCGGGCAGGAUGUGUAUUGAUGUGGUGAUCCUGUGUUGGAAUAUCCCGACAUGCGUGUCCCUUCCCGAUCUCGACGGGUGCCCGUUUAUGUACCGCUAACGUUAUCUAGUAUAAUUUAUUAUCUUGUGUAAUCCAUUGACCGAUGAGGUGUGUGAUGAGUGUUAAUCGUGCUUAUUCUAGGGAUGCUUCAACUCAUGUAUUCUUUUGUCAAUGACCUCACAAUAUACGGCUUGCUUCUUUUAA